Molecule: messenger RNA, 1913 nt
Organism: Hibiscus syriacus
Lineage: Eukaryota; Viridiplantae; Streptophyta; Magnoliopsida; Malvales; Malvaceae
Product: BTB/POZ domain-containing protein POB1-like
Exons: 6
Coding region: 78-1766 (562 amino acids)
Biological process (GO): response to red light
Cellular component (GO): nucleus
Molecular function (GO): protein binding
Source: RefSeq, a predicted model, not a curated record
AGUUGCAGGUGUUUAACUUUCUUCCAACUUUACUUUUAUGCUUUGUUUGUAUUUGAGCUUUUGGAGGAUUCUCGGGCAUGCGAGUGACCAACGCUGAUCUUAUUGAUCCACUAACGAUUAUGGACUCCGAUUUCUCACCCGGCGAAACUUCCGGCUCUGGUUCCGUUGACCCGGACUUUGGCUUUGCAUUUGACGACAGUAAUUUCUCCGAUCGGAUCUUGAGGAUCGAGAUCAUGCCUGAUUUGCCCGAAACUAAAUCCGACGGUGACGGUUGCUCCUCUAUCGCUGAUUGGGCCCGUAAUAGAAAGAGACGGAGGGAAGAUUUCAAGAAAGAAAACGAUUUUAUCGUGCAAAGUGAGGAGCAAAUCUUGAAUUGUAACAUGCCGUACACAGUGGAUGGUGUAACGUAUGUGAAUCAAGAUGAAGAGCCCAUGUCAAUAGCUGAAGAGUCACCUUCUGAUGUUGGAUUGAAUUCCUUUCAAAUCGGGAAUGAUACCAUUUACAACAAUGACUCAUCUAGGAAUGUGGAUUGUUCAAAAAUUCUAAGAGUCAAGACCAUACACAUUAGUUCUCCUAUUUUGGCAGCAAAAAGUCCCUUCUUUUAUAAGUUGUUUUCAAAUGGAAUGAAGGAGUCAGAGCAGCGACAUGUAACUCUUCAAAUACAUGCCUCUGAAGAAACAGCUCUCCUGGACCUGCUAAAUUUUAUGUAUAGCAACACCCUAUCAACAACCACACCUACUGCCUUGUUAGAUGUGUUGAUGGCUGCUGACAAAUUCGAGGUUGCAUCAUGCAUGAGACAUUGUAGUCGAUUGUUAAGAAACCUGCCUAUGACCUGUGAAUCGGCUUUACUGUAUUUGGACCUUCCAUCUAGUGUUUUAAUGGCAGAUGCUGUUCAGCCACUGACAGAUGCAGCAAAGCAGUUUCUUGCUGAAAGAUACAAGGAUAUAACCAAGUUUCAGGAGGAAAUACUCAACUUGCCUCUUGCUGGUAUAGAGGCAGUAUUUUCCAGUGAUGGCCUCCAGGUAGCUUCAGAGGAUGCUGUUUACGACUUUGUGCUCAAGUGGGCUCGAACUCAUUACCCAAGACUGGAGGAACGACGUGUAAUUUUUGCCACACGCCUCAGUCGCCUAAUACGUUUUCCAUAUUUGACUUGCAGAAAGCUGAAAAAAGUUUUAACUUGCAUCGACUUUGAUCCAGAACUUUCAUCCAAAGUUGUGCUCGAGUCUCUCUUUUUCAAGGCUGAGACACCAUAUAGACAGCGAGCACUUGCAGCAGAAGAGGCUAGCGCCACUCAUCAUCGCUUUGUGGAGCGGGCAUACAAGUACCGUCCGGUCAAGGUUGUAGAGUUUGAACUGCCAUGGAAGCAGUGUGUAGUGUACCUGGACCUGAAGCGUGAGGAGUGUGCACACCUAUUUCCGGCUGGUAGAGUUUAUUCCCAAGCAUUCCAUCUUGGUGGCCAAGGAUUUUUCUUGUCUGCUCAUUGCAACAUGGAUCAGCAAAGCUCAUUCCACUGCUUUGGGCUAUUUUUGGGAAUGCAAGAGAGGGGAUCUGUUACUUUUGCUGUUGACUACGAGUUUGCCGCUAGGUCAAAGCCAACUAAGGAUUUUGUAAGCAAGUAUAAAGGGAAUUACAUUUUCACAGGAGGGAAGGCUGUUGGCUAUCGAAACCUAUUUGGUAUUCCCUGGACGGCAUUCAUGGCUGAUGAUAGCAUUUACUUUAUAGACGACAUCCUCCAUCUCAGGGCGGAACUCACCAUCAGACAAUGAGUUGGUGAUUUUGAGAGUUGUAUUGGCUACUGCCCUUUUGCUUUUCAUCGUCUUUCGUAAAUUCCUUAUGAAUCAUUGUAAAAAAAUUAUUAUAGCCUAUGCGUGGUGAAUUUAUAUAAAUUAAUUUUGCAAUCAAUUUGAACUUCA